Molecule: messenger RNA, 1239 nt
Organism: Venustampulla echinocandica
Lineage: Eukaryota; Fungi; Ascomycota; Leotiomycetes; Helotiales; Pleuroascaceae
Exons: 1
Coding region: 1-1239 (412 amino acids)
Biological process (GO): protein phosphorylation
Molecular function (GO): protein kinase activity; ATP binding
Source: RefSeq, a predicted model, not a curated record
AUGAUCAAGCCUCAGGAAAGAUUCCUCUCCGAAGGUCAGGGCUACUUUGGCCCGAGAGAAAACCCUAAAACCGAAACCGAAUGCAACGUCUGGGAUUGGGAUCAACUACGCAUGGUCAAGGUCAAAGGCACCGCCAAGCUCUUUCCGCCUGAGGAGGACAAAGAGUGUCAAGUUUUGGCGCAAUUCGCUGAUUACCUGUCGCCAGAAGUUCGCGCAGUUACAGUUGACGACGAUGGGCUCCUUACUGGAGUCUCUACAGAUCCUGAAGAGGACGAUACUAUGUUUGUUGCAUAUCUUCCCUUCUCGACCGUUAAAUCUCUCGCCGAUUGCCGUAUAAUCCGGCACUCCAAACUCCAAGAACUCGAUCGGCUUGGACCAGGGGUUGACCUCGCAUUAUACGACGACGAAUCCGGAAAUCCUCAAAAGGUUGCCUUUAAAUUCUAUCCCUGUGCAAAGCCUCGGAUACUACAGAUGGCCUGGGAUGAGCUAAGCGUUGUUAAAAGUCUGCCGCUGCAUCCUAAUAUAGUGCCAUUUGAUCGCGUUGUCCUCGAGGACGUGGAGUCGCGGGUGAUUGGAUUUACAACAAAGUACAUCCCAGGUGGAAGUCUCGACAAUCCAAGGGUGCCUUUCCGAUUUGAGUGGUUACAACAGCUUACCCAACUCGUGGAUUUCCUAAACCUAGAACUGGGAAUCAUGCAUCAAGACAUUGCACCCCGAAAUCUACUCAUAGAUCCCGACACACAAAAGCUCCUUCUCUUCGACUUUGAUUGGGUCGCAUGCGGAAAGAAAGGCAUGCUGGAUGGUCGAGAUGACCUGACUGGCGUCGUAUUCACCCUAUACGAGCUCAUUACGAACGAUACACACUUCACGAGUAUUGCCCACUGGGAUCGAAAUAUGGACAUGGUGCAGAGUAUCUCGGAGUGGCCUCGUAACCGCAAACUGGACUCUGACGUAUCGACAUUCCGCAACUUUUUGAAUGAAUGGGUAGCGACACGAAAAUCCGGUGGGGACAUGGAACGAUAUCUUAAUGCACCCAAACGGCUUAUAUCGCCGGACCUACCAACAGCGCCAGACUACAAUGUACCUUUCGAACUCGGCAAAACCUUGGAUGGAGAGACGAUUUGGAAAACGGGCCUGCGGUCGACACGUACUGCCAUGGAGAUGGGGCAGUAUUGCUUUCGCUGGCAGAGGCUACCACAAAGCAGGCUGUUGAAGGAGUCUGAAAAUGGCAUGCUGUAG